This is a messenger RNA of Arachis ipaensis, 918 nucleotides long. RefSeq lists its product as uncharacterized. Lineage: Eukaryota; Viridiplantae; Streptophyta; Magnoliopsida; Fabales; Fabaceae. The record is from RefSeq and is a predicted model, not a curated record.
AUGAUUCAUGGACCAUGUGGUAGAGCUUUCUCAAAAUCUCCCUGCAUGAAAGAUGGGUACUGCACUAAAUAUUAUCCCAAAAUAUUCAGUAGAACCAUAGUUAUCGAAGAUAGUGGAUACCCAUCAUAUAGAAGGCGAGGCACAGGAGUGACUACUGAGAAGAAGGGAGUCCAUAUGGAUAAUAAUAAUGUGGUUCCGUACAAUGCAUAUCUGCUGAUGUCUUAUCAAGCGCAUGUUAAUGUAAAGUACUGCAACAAGUCAAAUGCUAUCAAAUAUUUGUUCAAGUACGUGAAUAAAAGGUCUAAACAGGGUAGUAAUUGGAGUUACAAAGGAACUUUCAAUGGAGAGGAUGCUCAGGUUAUUGAUGAGAUCAAACAAUUUUAUGAUUGCAGAUAUUUGUCUGCAUGUGAGGCUGUGUGGAGAAGUUUAGCUUAUGAUAUUUAUCAAAGGUGGCCUUCAGUGAUGAGAUUAACCUUUUAUUUUCCUGGAGAACAAAAUAUCAUCUUUAAAGACGAUGACGAUCUUGAGGAAAUCGUGGAAGUAGAGGAAGGAAAAUGUACGAUGUUCUUAGCGUGGAUGGAGGCCAAUAAAAAAAUUGAAUCAAGUCAAUUUUUUAUAUAUGCUGAGUUUUCAAAUCAAUUUGUUUAUGAUAGAGAAGUAAGGGAAUGGAAUCCACGCAAAAGAGGGAAUUCUAUCGGGAGGUUAAACUAUGUUUCACCGGGUACAUGUGAUAUUUAUUAUAUGAGAAUUUUGUUAGCUGUUCAGAGAGGUUGCACAACAUAUGAGUCUAUUAGGACAUUUAAUGGAAUUACAUAUUCUAGCUUCCAAGAUGCUUGCUAUUCCAUGGGACUACUGUGUGAUGAUAGGGAAUUCAUUACAGUUAUUAAUGAGGUAGCUGAACUUACAUCUGGUAAUUAA